Molecule: messenger RNA, 555 nt
Organism: Trichosurus vulpecula (common brushtail)
Lineage: Eukaryota; Metazoa; Chordata; Mammalia; Diprotodontia; Phalangeridae
Gene: IL9
Product: interleukin 9
Exons: 5
Source: RefSeq, a predicted model, not a curated record
AUGAUUGAAAGGAAAUUUAUAGAAGACACAAUUUAAAAGGAGAGCCUGCAGACUUAGUUACACAUCGAAGAAUCAAACAUGUUCUUCCACGGGCUUUUCCUUUCCAUCUUGCUUUUGUCAGUGAGUGGAACACCUGCUCAAGUCCAGAACCAACAGAGCUUACACAAAAUCUCAAGUCAAAGUAGGAACCUCUGCUCAAGUACAGAACCAACCGAAGUUACCCAGAAUCUCAUUGACCGUUUGGAGAAAGAGACUGCUGCAACAUGCGAUUGCAAUGCCAAUGUGACCGAUUGUUUAUGCCUUCCUGUAUCUUCUGAGAACAACUGUAGCACCUCAUGCUUUCAGAAUGGGCUGACAAAGAUGUCCCAGACACUGAAACCAGAUUAUAGUCGAACCAUCUUUAAAGUGCAGAGAUAUGUCGGUCAUCUGAAGACACUCAAUUGCAAACCUUUUGCAUGCUACCAGCCAUGCAAUGAAACCUUCACUGCCAACACAAUGGAGUUUCUGAAGGCUCUCCAGGAAAACUUCCAGAAAGUACCUAUUUCUGACGACUAA